UCUGCGAAGAUCACGGGAACUGUAUAUACGCGGAAUUUGACAGCGCGCUCCAGUGUUAUCUUACAAUCCCUCCUCCCUGCGUAUGCAGUGUAUCGUGUGUCAAACUGUUGACAUUGAAGAUAUACCGCGAAGUGUUGCCGCCCUCGUCGCAGCGUCGUUGCAGCCGUACGUUUACCGAUGUUGAAAUGAAGCAGAAGCGCGUCAUGUAUGGCGACGCGCGGAAACUGUGUGAAAGACAAAUGCAAUUGGCCCCGUACGGGCCGUGUCUCACGUUGGACUAACGAUCAAUGGCUUUAUUCGAGAAGAAAUAUACGAAUAAAGUGCUGUUAGAUGAUACGGAGCAGUUGACCAGUGUCAUCGAAAAUGCGAGGACCAUCGACGGACAUACGGAAUACGUAAUCAAAACACAGAGAGGUCCCCUUCCUGAAAAAUCCUGGAGAGUAAGCAGACGUUACAAUGAUUUCGUACAGCUCAAUACAGCUUUAUCCAUAUCUGGCCUUGACCUGCCGUUACCAUCAAAACGAAUUAUUGGUAAUAUGGAGCCAGACUUUAUAGCUCAGCGACAAAUAGCACUGCAGAAUUAUCUAAAUAUAGUACUAAUGAAUCCUAUACUAGCAUCUUCACUUCCCAUGAAAAAGUUUUUAGACCCUGAGAAUUAUACCGCACCAUUACAUGAAAUUGCACUGCAACAAGUAUCAUUAGCGUUACGUAGCGAUGCCAAUUUUGAAGUGUGCAAGCCUAUCCCUGAUAUGGGAUGGCGACUGAGAAAACAUUAUUAUACAGUGAAAAAUCGUCAAAAUCCAAAACAAGAACUUUUGCUAGCCUGGGUUGAAUUUGGCCCUGACAAGCAUUUGCAAGAUAAAGAUAUACAAGGGAUUUUCAAAACUCUGGGCACCUUACGACACACUUACAUCGAACCAAUAGUACAUCAACAUGUUACGGACAAUGGGGCACUAACAAUAAGAAAUUUUUAUUCAGUGGGCACAUUGCGUGAUAUUUUAUGCAUUACCAAGCCUAAGCAGCCAUUUAUAAAGAAAUAUGGAAAUCCAAAACAAAUAAAAUCAUUGACAACGCAGGAAAUUGCUACUUACGGUUAUCAGAUAUUAGAGGCUCUAGGAUUUCUUCACGAAAAGGGAUUACCUUAUGGACAUUUACAUACCGGCAAUGUUCUUUUAACUCCAAGAUGCGCUAAAUUAUUGGAUAUAGAAAAUGGGCUUCUAGGACUGCCAGCGUUUUACCGACCUUACGUAGUGCAAAGGCGUAAACUGCAUGCCACGACCCAGGUUGAUGUAUAUUCAUUUGGACAUGUCUUGUACGAAAUGGCAUUCGGACGACCGCUUUUGGAGGCAACAUGUUCGGAGUUGCCGCAUUGCGAAGCAGGUCUAAAAAAUUUAUUGGAGGUCAUCUUAUCACCAGAAGCUCUGAAACAAGACUUGCCGACGGUAGCUCGUCUAUUGGAACAUCCAUUUUUCGAAUCGGCAAAGCGUGCCGCGUUAGCCAUUGGCACCGUGGAGAAGCCGCACUUUAAAUUAAGUAGCCAUCUAAAAGAAGCUUUGCAAGAAGCUGUAAAUAAAGCUGAACAACGAUUGCGUGAUGAACAGAAAGUCGUCCGACAUCAAAAAAGGCUCGUUAAGGUUCAAGAAAUGAUGAGCUCUGAGGAAGAGAUGAAAAAGCGAAAGCACAAAUUGAAGAAAGAACAGAAAUUGGCGCAAGAACAACGUUCCGCAUCGCAGCUGGGUGCAAAUGGAACAAAACAAAUAAACGGUAAGAGUCCAGAGCGUUCAGACAGUCCAACAAGUACUUCCACGGCUACCAGCGUUGGAACGUUGACUCCUCCAUCGCUUCGUUCUGUGGAUGUUCCGCAAGAUGUUGUUCCUGGCAAAGGUGUUCCGCCACCACCUUCGUUACCACCGUCUCAAGCAUCCGGUAGUGCGUCAAACAGUACACCAAAAUCAUCAAAUGACCGUGCUGCUCUACUCGGAAGCAUUUGCAGUUUCGAUAAGACCAGGCUGCGAAGGAUAACGAACGGACACCGUUAGAAGUAUUAGGUAAAUAGAUGAAUAAGCCACGCAGAUUUAUAUAAAUAUAUUUCAAAUCUGAUAACUAUUGUGCAAUGUCGAACAAAGAACUUUGCUUGAUUAGGACAAAUGGCGUACCUGUAGAUUAUCGUAUUGAAUUUAAAGAUUGCCUGGAUAAUAGCUAUAUCGUGCUUCUUGUUGAUUCCUAGUGACACUGAAUAUCAUUUCAUUUCGAUCGCGAUACUUGCAUUGAACGAAUUUUAUGAAAUUUCGAUAUCUUAUUUCUCGAGAUGCUCGCUAUGUAAAGAAAAUUCUAGCUUAAAGCAAUUAUAUUAAGGGUGCGAUGUAUUGAAUUUGUGAUACAUAUAUGAUCGACAUUAAUCCCACUUGGCCUACUCUACGUUUGUAUGAAAUAUAUACUGCAACGCUUGCUUAAUCUAUAUUAGACCGUCCAGGAACGUAUGAGCCUAAACGUAUGAAACAACCAAUCAAAAUACCAAAUGCUUGAAAAAAUUUAUCACUUUUACGAAUCACCUUAAAUCGUAUUCUUCCCAUAUGUGUACACUUUAGAGACUAUUUAAAUUAAUAAUAUAUAAAUAGAAGUAUGUAAUUAUACAACAUCUAGUUUAUGGAACGUACGAGUAAUCAUGCUGGGAGCAAUUUGAAACAUUUUUAGAUUUAUUUUACUUAAUUGUUAUGACUGAUUGACUGUAAAGUGUGUAUAUUCGCGUAUAAUUCGAGAAAUCGCAUUUUCUAGUCGACUGUACCCCCCCUCCCCCCUUCCGAUACAACUAAUAGCAUCAUUGUAAUAUCAAUUUUGUAAUAUAUCUUGUUUAAUGCGGGCCAAGUUUCGCGAUCGAUUUAUUUUAUGCCCAUUAAUCUCAUUAUUAAUCAUGGCUCGUUUUUAUAUUUCCGUGAUGUAUAUAUCAAAUCUGUUUGAAUAUAAAAAGAAGACAAAGAAAAAGGCAGUGAUACAAAGGGGUGAUAGUACGUACACAUAUGUAAAUUUUCUCUCGUUAUAAUUAUCUACUGUUCUGUCUAUUCAAAGUUUAUGAUAUACAUAAUAUAUAUAUAUAUAAAUACACGUAUACACAUAGUUCUCGUUUGUGUUCGCGCGAUACAAUGCGAGGAUCGUAAGCCACUUUUGUAUCGCUUGUAAGACUGGAAUGUCCAGUUUUACGAAUUAAAAACGUGCCAAGGGAUAUGCGAUCUUCGUAUUGGUGAAUAAUAUGAUAGGAGCAGUAGGCCAUAGCGUAAUCUAUUUCUAUAUGUCGAGAACAGUCAUGUGUCCUGUAUAAUCCGUUUGUCUGUGAAUAUAUUAUAACGAAAAUUGUAUAUAUAUAAUAUAUAAUCACAUCUUUUAAUACACUUAUCAUUGUGUUAGACGUAUGUGGCAACAGUUACGAUUCAUCAAAUAUGCUUUCUGGCACAGAAAUGAUGAUAAUAACGUAUAUAAAUAUCGAAAUGGAAAUAGGAUAGUCAUCUAUACUCUUCAGGAUCCAUCGCUAUCUGUUUCCAAAGGGAUUUACAUAUUCAAGGGUGUAAAAGAAUAGCCUCUUGUAAUUUCGCGAAACUUUACAUUCAAUGAAAUUUAUGAUAUUACCAAAGUCUAUUAUUUUAUAUAAGUAUUCUUUUGAAAACAGAUAUUUGACUGAUGAAUGGUAGACGCGAUGGAUGUAGAGAUAUUUACCGGACGCAACAAAAUAUUAUUCUUUUAUGCUUAUAAAUUCUGUUUAUGCGUAUAAUAAAAAAUCUUCAAAAUCCUCGAAUAAUAAAUCACUUUAAGAGUCUUUUGCAAUUAGAAUAAUUUUUAUGUAUACUUUUGAUAUUUUUUUUUGCAGAAAUUUAUGCCUUACACAUUUAUAAGCAGGUAGUGUGCAUAGUACGCAAAAGUUAUAUAAAAACCUUCUGUAUCUUAGAAAAGGGAACAAAUUUUACGUUCACUGAUAAGAGAAUUAUCCAAAUGAAUAAAUGAAACAACCAAGACGGUUUUAUUUCAAACAUGAGAGAUGAUAUUUUAAUACCUAAUACAUAACAUAUUUAACAAGUGUAUAAUAUAAAUUUAUCAUGUUUGAAUAGUCCCAAAAUUUUGAUAGUUGUCCGUGUGUAUAGUAUAAAAGUACGUGUACCAAACGCACGUGAAUCGUGUAUAUAUAUACACACACGCUGAGAAACGUACGGUAUAUAGAUAUGCGAAUGUCAUAAUAUAACAGAUGUUGUAACGACUUCAAUAUAUUGCAAUAAAUAUCCAAAAAACAAUCACGCAUUCAUGGACAAACGAAUACAGUGUAUUUUUCACGAGUGUAUCGAAGUAAUAAAUUCAUUUCCCGUCUA
This is a messenger RNA of Linepithema humile (Argentine ant), 4352 nucleotides long. Its product is annotated as PX domain-containing protein kinase-like protein. The record is from RefSeq and is a predicted model, not a curated record. Gene Ontology annotation, molecular function: protein kinase activity; ATP binding; actin binding. Lineage: Eukaryota; Metazoa; Arthropoda; Insecta; Hymenoptera; Formicidae. Gene Ontology annotation, biological process: negative regulation of monoatomic ion transport; protein phosphorylation; negative regulation of ATP-dependent activity. Gene Ontology annotation, cellular component: plasma membrane.